AUGGACAUCACCUCCCCUACGCCUUCAGGGCCGACGACCAACCAUCGCCGGGCAGAGCCUCCCCCGUAUCAGUCGAUUUCCCAUGCACACCGUGUACAGCAUUUUGACUCGGAACAGUGGCAGGGCCUCGAGCCGACCGCUUCUUUCGUGUGGGAAUCGCCGUACUUCGGCAAAGCCCAUGCGGUAACCGGCAAACCUCACUGGGAAGUCAGGUUACGCGUGAAAACACGUGAUCUGCGGCGGCUCAUGCGAGAAGGCUUCCAAUGGGAUAUGAGCAACUUCGAUUUCGAGGCCACAUAUACUCAGACACAUCUUGGUGGCGAGAAGCCGUCUCUGUUCAAGAGGGGAUGGACAUGCAGGCGAAACUUUUUCUUAUCCGACCUACGAGACAAGCCUUACUGGACAGCGAAGUUGACCGUUUUCGCUCGGGAGAUCAGCGUCUUGAAAGAUUUCGACGUCACGGAUAUCACGCCACAAAACAUGAGUUGGGCGUGUGCGUUUGUGGACGCCACGCAAGCGUCCGCUUGCGGGAUACCUAGGACCAUUGGAGAGAAUCAGCCAUUCUAUUCAUGGGUCCUUGACAAACCUUCAGACACUUGGAACAAUAUUUAUGGCGACUUGGUACUGGAUGGCUGGUGGCCAUGGCCGAAAGCCGACGUUCAUACGACGUAG
Messenger RNA from Colletotrichum gloeosporioides, 672 nucleotides. RefSeq lists its product as uncharacterized. The transcript has a single exon. The coding region runs from base 1 to 672 and encodes 223 amino acids. The record is from RefSeq and is a predicted model, not a curated record. Lineage: Eukaryota; Fungi; Ascomycota; Sordariomycetes; Glomerellales; Glomerellaceae.